Ciona intestinalis (vase tunicate) is the source of this 2337-nucleotide messenger RNA. The record is from RefSeq and is a predicted model, not a curated record. Lineage: Eukaryota; Metazoa; Chordata; Ascidiacea; Phlebobranchia; Cionidae.
UUUAAGACUGUUUGGUAACAACUCCUGUUUUAUAAAAAAUACGAUGAGCAGUUUUAUGGGACAAAUGUUAAACUAUAGAUUUCUCUCCAUUGACCGAUUUGAUGGAGAAAACCUUGGCUCUUUUUCUUUUUUUCUUUCACAUUGUCACACUGAUCAUAUGGUUGGGUUAACACAUGAAGCUUUCAAAUAUAAAUUAAAAUGUCAACCAGAUGUAAAGUUGUUUACUUCAGAAGUGACAAAAUGUCUUUUGCUUGCUGAUGAAAAGUUCUUGUUUCUGUUACCAAAUAUUGAAGUUUUAUUGAUAGAAGUUCCAAAGUUGCUGAGGAUCAAAACAAAGAGCAUAGUUGAAGAACUCACUGUCACUUUGUUACCUGCUGGCCACUGCCCUGGAUCUGUUAUGUUUUUGUUUGAAGGUGCUGAAGGAACAAUGUUAUAUACCGGAGAUUUCCGAUUAUCACACAGUUCUGCAAGUAGAAUGCCAUGUUUAAAAAAUAAGGUGAUUGAUCAUAUAUACGUUGACACAACAUUUUGUAUUGAGGAGGCAUGGUAUAUUCCACCAAGAGAACUUUGUGUGAAGAAUCUUUUAAAGAUUGUGCAACAGUGGAUAGUUAGAGGCAACCAAUACGUCGUUCGACUAAACAUGAGUGCCAAAUAUGGAUAUGAAUAUUUAAUAGAAGAGUUACAUAAAAGUUUUGGAGAAAAAAUUUAUUGCUCCAGGGCUAAGAACUAUGAUUGUCUGCCUAACAUUGCAUCAAUUCUUACAACGGAUCCAACAUGUUCUCAUAUAUUUGUUUGUUAUAAGACUGAGAUACUUGGUAAUCAAUGGAAGGCAAGUAAAAUGGAUGUUGCCGACAUGUUUAAGAAUGUACAAUGGUUAACAAUCAACCUGAGUACAAUGUAUUUUACAAAUUGUGAAGAAGCACAUGUAGUGGAGGUACAAACUAACAAGCAAUGUUACAGACUUUGUUUUUCUUUUCACUCAUCACUAAGUGAGAUUUGCAGUUUUUUGAGACAAAUAAAGCCAACCCACAUCCAUGCAAAUGUGCUUCCAUCAAUAAAUGAAACUUUUUAUUCUGUUGAAGAAAGAUUGCGACGUUUAUGUACAAACCAAACGCAUAGCAUGCAACAGUCAUACCAACCUCUUGGUUCGAUACAAUCAAGUAACAAUCAAUGUGUUCAAGUUGUGCAAAGAUCUAAUUCCCUUGAUGUACUUCAUAGCAAUAAAGGCUAGUUACUCGAACAAAUGGAUGCCAUUCAGAUAUACCUGGAAAAGGAGAAACAAGGUAUGAGAAAAGUGGGAAAGCAAUUUAAUAUCAAAGGCAAGGAAAGAUGGUGUUUUCUAGUUUUACGAUUUUUGUCUAUUUACAUAAUAGUAGUAAAAAACAGCUUUACGUUUCAUUUAUUUGUAAAAGUUAUUCAUGUCUUGUAAUUGUGGACUAUCAGUUAAAGAUGGGAAACCUUGACAAGCAUUAAAAGUGAAAUAACUACAGCAAUGGUAGAAUGGCAUGAUAGAAAAGGUAGUGGUGGGCAUAAAGAUAUUUCAAUAACAACAAAUAAAUAAGUAGAUACUUCAUACUUAAAAAAUAUGACAGAUACAAUUAAAAAGUGUUUGAGUUUAUUAAACGAUGUUUAAACACAACAAUACAACCAGCCUUUACAUAACAGGUAAAUAUGUGUCCAGCUUGCCAAUUGUCCACAAAAGUUAAAAUGUAAGCUCUCUAAUUGUGACUGAAUAAGACUUCGGGUUCAUGGCAAGUUUUGGGAAUGGAUUCGAUCGACAAUCAAAUAAUAGAAACAAAUAUGUCUAUACAAUGACACGCCUGUUUACUGAAUUGUUGGUGAAACAAUUCUUGAAAUGAUUUAUUUAUAUGAACCAACAAAAAGGAUAAUAACGAACAAAGGCAGAGAAUUGGUUAAUGAGGUAGCAACUUGUUCUUGCAUAAGCAUGGCUUAAAAAUGUAAAACAGUAGAACUUUAAAAACUUGCUUAUGAUUAAUUAGUUCGAUUUACAAAGAUCAAUCAAAAAUUAUUUUAUAAACUUGGAAUUAAAGCAUUCAAUAACAUCAGCCUAUCACACGCAGGCAAAUGGUUAAAAGAAGCGUACCAAUUAAUCAAAAGCAUGAGCAAAAUUUACAGUUUUACCGAGUUCAACAAAAGUGUAACUUUAUUUGUUUAAGAAAACAGACCAACAGGGAUACCAAAUUUCUAAAACCAAAUUUCUCCCAUUGUCUUCUCCACAGAAUUAACAUCUCAUUUCAAAGAUAAAUGAAAUGUACUUCUUACAGGGUGAUGUUUAAAAGAGACCACUUCAGUCUAGGUCAAAUAAAUCAAGAAACG